Atta colombica is the source of this 2935-nucleotide messenger RNA. RefSeq lists its product as uncharacterized. The record is from RefSeq and is a predicted model, not a curated record. Bases 988 to 2286 code for a protein of 432 amino acids. NCBI's taxonomy places the organism in Eukaryota, Metazoa, Arthropoda, Insecta, Hymenoptera, Formicidae. The transcript is spliced from 9 exons.
UUAAAGCACUUCUUGCGUUCAUUAUCGCGUUUAUCAAAUAAUUCUACCGUCGUACAAAUAUAAAGAGAGCCUUGGAAAGAUUAACGUUAUGACAACGAUUGCUCUUAUCAAAGCCAGCUCUUUGCCUUUUUCUCGCCGUUGAGCAAUUUUGAUGCGGUCGUUCUUUCAUUUAAGAUGUAAUAGUCAUUGUACAUCGUUGCGUGUCACGCAUGUUCAAUUCAAAUCCAGCUUUUCGAUCGGUAUAUAUGUGUACAUACGUGUGUGAAUGCAAAGGUGAUCAGGUACCGGCCGACUGAUAAGAGCUUCUUGCCUCAGUGAUGAACGCGUCGUUGUAACGUUCGGUACAUAAAGUUCGUCCGUCCACUUAGUUUCUUAAAAUCUUCUAAUUUCCAUGACGCAAUCACGUGUAGGAUUUUUUUCUCUGCUUAUAAAAUUCAUCUCUCGUCGAGAUUAUAUAUUCACUUCCUAUAUUUCAGUUCCUCUCCUGUGUUUAUGAAAUUGUGAUAGCGUGAAAUUGUAAAGAGCGUGUUUGGAUGUACAGUUGAUUUGUUGCACUGUUUGUAAGAAGCAGUGAUCAAUUAACGAAUAUGCAUAGAUAUAUGAGAUACAAUUAAUAUUUGAAUGAGAAUUGCGAAUUAAUUAGUUUAUCAGCUCUCUGGACGAUUGCGAGCCCCGAAAGCAUAGCGAGAAAGCUAUUAAAUUAAAUAUUUUUCGAUAUUUUCGCAGACGAAGAUGUAGACUGAAGUGAAGGUUUUUGUGCCGAUUAAUUCGCACUGUUUGAGCUCAUGUAGGUAUCGAGAAGUUGCGCAAAUUUUGUGUCGGCGGUCAAGCAUUAUUGUUAGCUAAUAAUUAAGAAAUGAUAACGAAACGAUUCUCCAAACCCACGGCGAUCGUGCAGUGUCUGUCGAAAAACAUUGAAAGUGAAGUGUAUUAAUUGGGAAUUCGUCAAGGAUAUCCUAAAAAAUAGGUGGCGCGGUUUUGCUUGAGAUGGACUCGGUGGCAGUGACGGUGCCGCUUCGUCAGCCGACGAAGAAGAUGAAGAAGAGAAAGGAACUUGACGCUCUGGCACCGGCGCACGCUAUCUCCCGUCGGAAUUCCGGGAAACGCAGCUCGCAGGAAUUGUUGACUGACAGUAGCGACGAUCGUUCGGAAUAUUGGAAUGUCUCUACUAGAAACGGACGCAAAUGCAGAGGCAGAAGGGGACAUGUUUGUCCCGGAUUCCUUAAAGCUUGUAACGCUUUUUUGGCAUGUGCCUCAGUAUUAGCGACCGCCAGUCUGAUAUGGUUAUUCAUCGACGUUCGUCAACAGCUUACCGCUCUGCGAACCGAAUUAGACCAAGUGAUAGCGGGCAGCGAGGGUGUCCCGGACGCUUUACAGAAAUGCCAUUCGUUGUCGAGAGAUCUCCAGAACAACCAAACAAUAAUUUUCUCCAGACUGUCCGAUCUUAAACAGCAGAUAAAUAAUUUUACGGUACAGUUGGCGCAUAUUCAGCAGGACUUGCAUAAAGUACAGGAGUACUUUCAAGCCGCGCCCGAGAUGGCCAAUUUGCCGAAACGCUUGGAUGAGUUAUCAACUAGCGUUGCAACAUUUGGUAGUCAAAUAAGGGAUCUCGGAGCCACAGUGAAUACCCUAAAAGAGACGAAUAUGAGGGUACAGGAUGCACAGACUACUAUGCAACAAAACAUUAGCAGUAUUAAGCACACUAUAUUAGAAUUGUCGAACAUUACUCAAAAGCCUCAAAUAUUGAGCAUUGAUGAAACGCAAAUUAAGACUGACAAACUAAACCUCACGAUAUCUCAUUUAAUGAAUAAUUUAACGCAUGUUAAUGAAACCUUGUCGAGCAAAUUGCAAUGGGUCGCCGAUGAUCAAGGCAAAGAUCGCAAAAAAUUAGUUUCACUUCAAGAAGCAACAGCAGCCAUUAAUACAACAAUGAUAUCUUUGCAAGGGGAGUGCGUUAAAAUGUCUGAGCAGGCUUCCGUUCUAGCAUCGAUUCAACAAUUAACAAAAAAGAUGAACGAGGUACGCACAACCGACAUAGAAUUAAUUGGCAAGUUAAAGCAGUUGGAACAAUCGUAUAACGGACUGAAGAACUUUACUAACAUAAUAUUCACGACUGUGUCUGAGAUGCAGAAUCAGCAACAGAUCAAUAAGAUCAAGUUACCAAAAUCGUUAAGUGGUGAUGUGACAACGGAAAUGAAUCGCGAUGCGAUAGAUGUAAAUAAUAUUGCUCAGAAAAAGAAUGACAAAUCUCAAAUGUGGCAGAAGCGCAGUUUCAGCGAGCAGUAAACGAACCUAGAAGAAACUCGUUUAAAAAGAGACUUUCACAUGGUGAAAAUCACAAUUUAAGAAGCUGUGUAUUUGUAAAUAUUAAUAAAUUAAGUACAUGUUAUGCAUGUACAUAGAAAGAUAUUUAUGAUACCGCACGGGUAUCCAGUGGAACAAUAAUCCAUCGUGAUCCUCGAUUGAUCUGCAAUUGCAUUGAGAAGAGACUAUCGUGAGCGUGCCGUGGCCUGAAUGAAGCUACUUACGUCGAGCAAUAACUCAAAGCGUAUUAACAUUAUUGUUAGCGAGGCGAACGUUCUGUAUUCGACCUAGAUUAGAUAUGUCAAUUCCUAAUAACAUUAAAUUAAUAAUAACAUAAAAACACACAAUGUAGCAAGAAAGAUAGUUCAGAAAUACUAUGGAAAGUACAAAGUCGACAGCCGCCUGGAAAACGAAUUCUCGGUAAUGUCUAGGAAAAUGUUUAUAUUUAAGUAACGGCAGCGUAUACCGAAAGUUUUCUACUCUUCUACAUUUUGUAGCGUGAUACAUACGCUAUUGUAUAUUUCUCCAAGUUUUUCAGCGUGAAAUAAUAGUGUUCUUUAGAUCGUAGAAAAAACUAUAUAUAAAUACCAUGAUUCAGGAUAUCUAUGUAAAUACAAUACAAUAUUAUUUA